GUUCUGCACUGGUCCACCAGCACACACCUACCGACAGUGGACUGACAGGGCAGCACUGCCUUCUGAGUUCUGAGAUUGGACACUAUCGGAUUACUAAAUUGUCGAUGUGUCCCGCGAAGGCGAAGUUCAUGAAUCGUUGUGAUUUGCGUGUCUUACAAUUAGCUUCGGUCACAAUCUUGUUCCUGGAUUCCGUUGUUCGACUGUGAUAUCCUAGUUCCUGUAGUCAACAUUGUUAGGUGAAAUUUAGAUAUCAAGUGCAGUAGUAGUGCAAUUAGAAGAGUGAUAUUAGAAGCUGAAAAUGUCGCUCCAGAUCAAUGAGCGCCUGUGAUAUAAUAGUAUUAGCGUCAAACAAAGGCUUAUCGCAAACACUUUUCAGUGAUAAUCACACGCGAGAUCAGUUCAAAGCGGCCAAUCUAGGAUUCGCGUUCCGGACGGCGAUGUACAGUGAUAAGAAGCGCAGUGUUUACGUUGAAAGUAGCGGUGAUAAGGACAAAUGUUUCCCUUACUCGAUUCUCUGGAGACAACAACAACAACAGCAGCAGCAGCACCACCAACAACAACGUCAAUCUCAUCAAAUGCCUCCAUUUCAAGUGCCGAUGAAUCCACUUGUUAAUGGUUGUAUUGAACCUCCGGCGUCACCAGGAUCAGCCUUCUAUACGAAAACCAUGGUGACGGACGUGGGCAUUUGUUUUAGCAUGAGUAAUGUGAAUCUAAACAGUGAAUAUCCACCUUACCUUGGUCAUCCGUCGUUAUCCGUUCUUGGUAAAGGUUAUGCCAACGAAACCUGGCCAUCGGCAUCCGGUUCUGCCGCCGCUUCCGCGCUUGCCAAGUACCGUACGACAACUCCAGCGUUCAGGCCACUAAAUCGCUCUCCACCCAACAAUUCCCACUCACCACCCUCAGUCGCUGGCCCCUAUGUAGCAACUCCCUACAGUCCGUAUUAUUUUGCACACCCAAAAAUCCCGAUCAAAAUCUACAACAACCGCAACCAUUUGUACCCUUCGAACGGUCGGAACGCGGACGAUCCGACCACAUCUGCCUCGGUGGCUGAUGCAGUUUACGGUCAUGAGUUUAACGGCUACUACGGUUAUACGAUCGCGGAUUCGCAAGCCGUCGAACCGAACAAAUAUCAGCAACUCGGUGAAGGCUUCCAAUCGCAUCGAAACGCCCACCACACGUACCUCAACAGCCAUUGCUACGACAUCUGCAUGACCAAAGCCAGUGAUGAAAUCCAAACCGGAAUGGACUCACGCAGCCAACCUCCGGAUAGUCCUCCGAUCAACGUUGUCGAUGGCGAUGAUCCGGUGAGUGAAGGAAGUGAAAUUGCCUCUCCGAAUGAUGUUCCGUGUCUACCGAAUCAAGAUCAGGAAGAGCCGCAGGAUUUUAGCCUGAAGGGCAGAGUCUCGGCCGACGGGAGCUGUAACGUCGUUACUCCACCGAUAAUGGAGCUGGACGAGGACGAGCUGAUGGAGGAAGAGUGCACCCGACGAACGGCGGCACCGAAGAAGAAGUGGAUUCGGCAGCAUUUGAAGGACGAACCUCUCGUAAACGGACAUUCCACAGCACCACCGCUCGUUGUGAUAUCGACUAAUGGUAGCAGCAGCAUUAGCAGUAGCAACACCAUCAGCAGCCACCAGAAACACCAUCCCGCCUCUUCCCUUACGAUUGAUCUCUCGACUAAGAGCAGCUCCGGUGGCAACGGUCAUCCGCACCUGUCCAGCACGCCGCCAUCGUCCGGCUGUUCGUCGUCGUCCUCUACGCUUACCAUCUCGCCAGUGGAUGAUUCGCAAUCGUCGCUUAAUCUAAGCAGCGGUUCCAGUGGCUACAUCACCAGCAAUAGUGCUAACAGUUCUAGCUCGCUGAAUCUCAGCGGCAGCAACAGCGGAUCGUCUCCACUUCCCCUGGGCACCCUUAACGGUAUUCACGGGUCCAAUUCACCCUCGCUGCCCCAUGAUCUCGUUAUCGUACAGCAACAGCAGCAGCAGCAGCAUCAGCCACAACAAAGCCAGCAACAACUUAGUCAUCUGGUCCAAGUCGGCCAAAGCCUCGGUCAUAUCCCGACGGGAGGUCGACGGCGGACCACGAGCUCCAACAGCAAUGGCGUCGGUACCCGGGAAGUGCACAACAAGCUGGAAAAGAACCGCCGGGCCCACCUGAAGGAAUGCUUCGAACAGCUGAAAAAGCAGCUCACGAUGCAACCGGACGAGAAGAAGACGUCCAACCUGUCAAUACUGCACGCCGCAAUACGGCACAUUCAGCUACUGAAACGCAGGGAGCGCGAGUACGAGCACGAGAUGGAACGGCUGGCGAAGGAGAAAAUUGCCGCCCAAAACCGGAUACUGGUGCUCAAGCGUGAAAUGUCCCAGUGGGGCGAUGUGGACUUUUCCCGGCUCGCCACAGACACCAGCACCACCGAAGCGCUUCCGAACGGUGCCAGCAGCAGCAGCAGCGGCGGCGGCACCAGCAGCAGUGUGCUGUUGUCGGACAGAGAUCUUUUGAAUGAUACUCCGGGUGUUGCCCCAGGUCGCAAUGGUCUGCGAUACAGUUCGUCCAGUUCCCUGUCCAGUGUUGCAACAACGGCAUCCCUGAGCAAUCUACCGCUCCAAACCACCAUCUCGCCAGUGAUGAUGUCCAGCACAUCACCGACCCGCGCAAGUCCACCGUCAUCCGCAUCGUCGCUGUCGGUGAAUCGAAACACCAACUCCCCGGCUGCCAUCCCGCUGUCGCUUACCACCAAGGGAAGCCCGAUACCGGUUACUAUUGCUGUAUCCGCUGAUACGCACAAUGGCGGUAGCAAUUCUCCAUCGCCUCUCAAACUGGCUGCCACCAGCGGAAGCAGUAUCCUUCCGAACGGACUCAACAUGAGCACCAUCCCCAUUAGUAACAGCAGCAUUAUUAGCAAUGGCAAUCCGAGUGGUGGUAACAUUUCGAACAGCGGUAGUUUCAACGGGACCAGUACAGCCACCGCUCUGCCGUUGUUUGUCGGUGGAAACAACAUGAACCAAUCUCAGCUGUUCACGCCUGUAACGGCCACCAUUCUAACAGCCAACGGCGGUACCUCUAUCCAGACGCUUCCGUUAAAUCUGAACGUAACGUCCACCAUGUCCAACGGCAGCGGCAGCAUGUCCAGUCACGCGGUGUCAUCCGUACCAUCAUCAGCGAACAGUGUCAGUAGCAGCAUCGUUAAUGGACUGACCGGUUCGUCCGGCAGUAGUCUUCAGAUCAUCGGUAAAACCGCUAACGGCACUACAAUUCCGGCUGGGCUUAUCAGUGCCACUACCGGCAAGGAGCUGCUCAACGGUACCCGCCUGCCGAAGAAUGGUUUUCGCACCGAUGGCAACAAAAUUGAAAUUAUCACUGCACCCUCGAAUGGCGGUGGUGGUUCCUCGCUGGAUCAGCCUGCGACCAAGGUGAUCAAGCUGGUCAACGGGAACACCAUCGUUGGUUUGACAGCGGUCGAUAAGGUUGUUCAGCAAGGUGGACUUAUGGUUAGUCCAAUACAAUUGCUGGCCUCUGCCCAGGGGCUUCGUGUUAUACAACAGGCGCCGAACGGAUUGGCCACCAUUGAACUCAGUACACCUGCCAAUGUGCAGUCACAGUCAAAUCAAACCCAACGAACCACCGGUGGUAGCGGAAGCAUGCACGGUACCACCGUCAAUAACAGUAACACCAGCUCAUUGCAUUUAUCCAGUCAGCUAUCGAAUCAAUCAAGCCAAACAUCAACCCACCAAUCACAGCAGCCGCAAAUCCAGCAAAUGACCAGUGCUCAGCUGCACAAACUCCUGCUAAGUUCUACUGGGACCAACGGACUCAACGGGUUCACCAACGGUAGUAACGGUCUCGUAACCAGUGCAGCCUACGCCAAUGGAAAUACAACGAGCAUCACACCGGAACUGGCUCGGCUGCCUGGCGGUGCCGAGCUGAACAUCUUACCCGCCGGAACCAAUGGUACCACGGCAAUGCCGCUUUAUCGAACCACCGGCGGGCAGCAGGGUAAGCUUUCCUUCGUGAAUGCUAUCUCUAGCAACGGUACUGGACUGACUUUAAAAGGUACCGAUUCCACAGCUUCCAGCAAUGGCAGCCGAACCGCUGUCCACGUGGUGACUCCGAUCCAGACCAGCGCUGGCCAGCUGUCGGGUCUCACCCCGGUCAUGGUUUCCCGCUACGACCCGGACAGUAAUUUGCCUGCGCUCUUCACCACGACUGCCACCGGGUCACAGACGACCACCCAGCUGGGCAAGGUGGGUUCGGCACUGCUUUCCCGAAACUGAGCC
Sabethes cyaneus is the source of this 4274-nucleotide messenger RNA. RefSeq names its product mucin-5AC-like. NCBI's taxonomy places the organism in Eukaryota, Metazoa, Arthropoda, Insecta, Diptera, Culicidae. The transcript has 10 exons. Gene Ontology annotation, biological process: regulation of transcription by RNA polymerase II. The coding region runs from base 315 to 4271 and encodes 1318 amino acids. Gene Ontology annotation, molecular function: RNA polymerase II cis-regulatory region sequence-specific DNA binding; DNA-binding transcription factor activity, RNA polymerase II-specific; protein dimerization activity. The record is from RefSeq and is a predicted model, not a curated record.